Nymphalis io (European peacock) is the source of this 2545-nucleotide messenger RNA. Its product is annotated as cytochrome P450 4C1-like. Bases 108 to 1610 code for a protein of 500 amino acids. The transcript has 11 exons. Lineage: Eukaryota; Metazoa; Arthropoda; Insecta; Lepidoptera; Nymphalidae. Gene Ontology annotation, molecular function: heme binding; iron ion binding; monooxygenase activity. The record is from RefSeq and is a predicted model, not a curated record.
GUAAACUUAGUAAUCUGUAUGUACUGUUUGUUUAACAUACGAAUAAAAUUUAGUACGCCGUGAGAGUGACAAGUGUUUCGGUAUCGUACAAACGUGUAUUAAGGAGAAUGUGGCCAGUAUUAUUAUUUAUAAGUUCGCUCUUAGGCAUCUGGUUGAGAUGGAGGUACAAGAAUCAGCGGCUUUUGGAGAUGGCAAAGAAAAUACCCGGUCCACCAACAAUUCCUUUGUUCGGAAACGCUUUGAAAUUUAUGUGUCAGCCUGAAGAAUUCAUAAAAGUUGUAAAAGACCUUAUGAUUGAGUAUGAUGGCGUAUUUAAAUUGUGGAUCGGACCGGACUUGAAUAUCGUUGUUAGUAAUCCGGACGAUAUAAAGCUGCUCCUGACGAAUAACAAAACAAGCAUAAAGGGGCCACAAUACAAGUACAUAGCAGACGUACUCGGAGGUGGAAUUCUAAGUGGUUCAGGAUCUGUUUGGCGAAAGCAUCGUAAAAUCGCUACACCGAACUACGGUAAGCGAGCAAUUGAAAGUUACACCGAUGUGUUCAAUCAAGAAGUGGACUGGUUGUUGGAUAAAUUUAAAAGUUCAGCCAAAGGACAAGAAAUGGACAUUUACAAUUAUAUAGUUCAGUGUACCAGUUAUACAGUUUGCCGAACUCUUAUGGGCCUUUCGAAAGAAGAAACUGUGGAACUUCCACAUUUGCAGUACCUUAUAGACAUGAGUCCGAAACUUUACGACAUUCUGUUCGAUAGAAUGACGAAAUGGUACCUACAGAUGGAUCCAGUUUUCUGGUUAACGAAAUCAUACACAGCACAGAAACAAUUCAAAGAGAAGCUUCGUGAACUAAGCGCCGCUAUACUUAAACAUCGAAUUAAACUGUUGGCUAACUCAGGUGAUAAAUUGUAUCUUAUGAAUUCAGAAGAAGACUCUUCAAAAAACACGCAAUUAAGUGUAAUAGACAGAUUCAUAUUAUCUGAUGAAUUCGAUUCGAAGGAGCUGGUAAAUGAAACAUUUACAAUUUUUACAUCAAGUCAAGAGGCUUCAGCUAAAAUUUCAUCCUUUUUUCUAUUGAUGAUGGCAUUUCAUCCAGUAUGUCAAGAAAGACUUUAUGCUGAAAUAAUUAACGUUAUUGGAAAAGAGGACAAGCCAGUAACUGAUGAGGAUCUGAAGCAUAUGCCUUAUCUCGAAAUGAUCUUUAAAGAAGUCCUCAGAUUAUUUCCUAUAGGAGGCAUGUUGCAGCGAACUAUUAAGGAGGAUAUUUCUAUCAGUUCAUAUACAAUUCCAGCUGGAUCUGCUCUAGUCGUUCCCAUCUAUCAUAUUCAACGUGAUCCUAAGCUAUGGAAUGAUCCAGAAUCUUUUGACCCUGAAAGAUUUACCCCUGAAAAUACUAAAAAACGUCCCCGAUAUUGUUACAUACCUUUUAGUUUGGGUGCUAUGGAUUGCUUAGGAAGGUACUUCGGGGCAAAAUUAGUAAAAACAAUCGUCGUCAGAGUUUUACGAAAAUUUAAAUUAACUUCUUUGGAUAAUUUUAAAAAUCUUCGAAUAGUAAUUGCAAUAUCAGCAACUUCAUUAGACGGAUUUCAUGUCGUUUUAAAUUCAAGGGAUGAAUGUUGAUAUGCAUAAAUGUUUAUUGCAAAUAAUAAAUGUAUCUAUUAAAAACAAAAACAAAAAUUAAAUUUAUAUAAAGCUGUUGAAUUUAAUUAGUCCUUGACACUAACAGCUGGUGAAUGAUUGAAUAUACCUAUAAAACUCUUUUCGGAACUUUGGAAGUAAAAUUAAAGUGAAGUUAAACAGUUAUGUGGAAUAUUGCUAUAUUAAUACUGGUGGUAGGGCUUUGUGCAAGCUCGUCUGGGUAGGUACCACCCACUCAUCAGAUAUUCUACCGCAAAACAGCAAUACUUGAUAUUGUUGUGUUCCGGUUUGAAGGGUGAGUGAGCCAGUGUAAUUACAGGCACAAGGGACAUAAAAUCUUAGUUCCCAAGGUUGGUGGCGCAUGGGAUAUGUAAGCGAUGGUUGACAUUUCUUACAAUGCCAAUGUCUAAGAGCGUUGGUGACCACUUACCAUCAGGUGGCCCAUAUGCUCGUCCGCCUUCCUAUUCUAUAAAAAAAAAAAAAAUUACAAAUGAAGAUAUAUUAAUCAAGAAUUGUUUGUAGUGCAACAUACAGCGAAGUUAACAGCAAAUCACUUGUAAUAUUUUAAUUUACGGCUUAGACAUAGUGACUCCUAUUAUGAUUGGAAUAGACUAUACAUGUAUUGUUACUUAAUCUGUACUUUGCUAAAUCAUUAUCAGAAAUAAUGAAAUUGUCAUUCAUAAAGUUUACAAAGUAUAUUUUAUUUUUCAUUAAUUAGAAUCGGUUUUAAGUUAGGUAUUUAAGGUAUUUUUAAACUUGUACUUAUAUUUUUUUAAAUGCAAUAUGUAGUGUGAUUUUUUUUAAAAAUAAAUAAUAGUAUCGAACCAACACCCCUCUUCCUUCAACAUGUAAAAAUAUCCUUACUUUGUAAUAAAAACAAUAAUAUGAGAAAAUAAAUCAAAACUCAUUUGAAAUGG